AUGCUCAUACCCUUCCUCACUUCUCUUCUCUCCAUUCUUCCAACAGCCCGCGCAGACUCGCUCUUCGUCACACCGUCCGCUCCAAGCGGAGCCCACCCCCACUGCUUCGCCACAUCGUAUCGCGGACAUUAUGCCGGCCUGCACGCUUAUCUCCUCUCGGAGGACUGUACCUCGGCGGCGUUAAACACCAGGUUCGAGUCAGCCACCCUAGUGCGACUGGGCACAGAGGGCCGCCGCAUCGUCUGGGUGGGUGCAUCCAACGCCCUUCCCUCUACGCAUCGUGACAUGCUUGCUGCAUGGGAGACUAUUGACAACAUCGCCAGCAGCCUUCUCUCCAGCCAACAUGAGGACGGCCAGACGUUGUUCUCUACAGAGUCGUUCCAGGUCUCGCUCGACCGCCUGCCAACCCUUGUUCACGCGUCGGAAAGUGGACUCUACCUCUCUGUGCCGAGCAGCAUCCUGCCCGUUCUGGACACCUUCCUGCCUGCGCAUCUCAGGCCCGUGGCCUUCCCUCCGCACCCUUUGGCACUCCCAAGCACGAGCGGCAACAGAUGGGGCAUUCCGGCGGAAAAGGCUGAGCACCUCACCAAUAUCGCCAAGAACCUCCGCUUUGACCCGAAGAUCGCCGCGAUUGCGUCCACUAUCUCGGCGAAGGAGAUUCUCGAGGAUGUCCGAUAUCUCACUGGUGAGAGGGAGGACAGUGACAUUGAGUCGCGGCACUCGUUCCACCCUGACAUUAUCAACGCACUCAUUUGGGUUCGUCGCGAGAUGCGCGCGCUGGGCAUCGACUGCUCCCCAUACCGGCAUGAGGAGGGCUUUGCACCUGGUCUCCUCUGCAGCAUCUACCCAGAGUCGGACUCUGAGGAGCAGGUGAUCAUCUCUGCCCACAUCGAUUCACGGGGAACGUUCGGCAGCUUGCGUGCACCCGGUGCAAAUGACGAUGGGAGUGGCAGCGCUCAUCUGCUUGCCAUAGCUCGCGCUAUCUCUCAGCACAACGUUACGUUUGAACACCCCGUCACCUUUGCCUUCUUUACUGGCGAGGAGCAGGGCCUGGUCAUGUCGAAUCACUUUGCGCACACGCUUAAGAAGGAGAACGUCAGUGUCCAGCUGAAUCUCCAGGCGGAUAUGUUGGGAUACCGGCUGCCAGGGGAGCCAUUGCAGCUUGCCCUUCCCGCUACCAUUGAUCUUCCCGAAGCGUCAUACCUUGUCGCAAACAUUUCGCAGCUGUAUGCGCCGGAACUUGUCGUGGGCCGGACGGCUGCGUGCUGCUCAGACCACCAGAGUUUCCUCCAGCACGGGUUCCCAGCGACGCAGGUCUUCGAACGCAACGGGUGGAUUGCGGAUCCCAUGUACCACAACUCGGGCGAUUUGAGCGACCGUGAAGGUUAUGAUGCUGAGCAGAUAAAGUCCAUCGCCAAGGUCACCAUGGCAACAGUGUUUGAAGUCGCAGGUUGGCGGCACGGCAAGUAA
This is a messenger RNA of Cutaneotrichosporon cavernicola, 1470 nucleotides long. RefSeq lists its product as uncharacterized. Bases 1 to 1470 code for a protein of 489 amino acids. Gene Ontology annotation, biological process: proteolysis. The transcript has 3 exons. The record is from RefSeq and is a predicted model, not a curated record. NCBI's taxonomy places the organism in Eukaryota, Fungi, Basidiomycota, Tremellomycetes, Trichosporonales, Trichosporonaceae. Gene Ontology annotation, molecular function: metalloexopeptidase activity.